Aspergillus glaucus CBS 516.65 is the source of this 1800-nucleotide messenger RNA. RefSeq lists its product as uncharacterized. Lineage: Eukaryota; Fungi; Ascomycota; Eurotiomycetes; Eurotiales; Aspergillaceae. Gene Ontology annotation, cellular component: membrane. Bases 237 to 1640 code for a protein of 467 amino acids. The transcript has 2 exons. Gene Ontology annotation, molecular function: glycosyltransferase activity. The record is from RefSeq and is a predicted model, not a curated record.
UCGCCAAUAGGCCCAUGCUAGCCGAACCACAGAGAUAGGAGCACUAUGGGGCCGGUCUCACCUCAUCCAUCCAUCAUAUUCGUCGACGCCGGCCACAGCGGCUUUGAUGGUGGCGGUAUCGUCCCUAUGCUAUUGGUCAUAGCCCGAUCCAUUCAAUUUUGGGUCAGAGCCUGAUCCUUCGUUAACCAUGCCGUCACGUCCGUCAUUGCACCUGGUCACCAUCUCCUCUCGCGGCCAUGUUUAACAGGUGGAAAUCGGCUAUCCUGGUAUACGCCGUCCUGCUCUUUAUCGUGGGCACGGCGCUUUUUCAUAAACUCGACAAGGACGAUUCAUUCAGCCCGUCCUCUAUAUUCAAUGACAAUGCCGCGGCCGUCGCCACCCAAGAGGGACCGGACUUUUGGGGGUGGGAGACCAAGACGCGGUUCUCUUCCGGAAGCAAUGAGAAAGAGCAGAUAUGCGACUCAUUUCCCUCUCAUAUACUGUCGCAAGUUCAAGUUGUCUUGAAAAUCGGUGCAUCUGAAUUGCCGGAUCGCCUGGAUGCCCAAAUAUCUACGGUCACCCGCUGCAUUUCGAACCUCCUUGUCGUCUCCGAUAUGGAAUCUGAGCUCCACGGACAUCGCGUUCAUGACGUCCUCGCGGACCUACCGGAAUCAGUCUGGACUAAUAAAGCCGAUCUCGAAGCAUACUUGGCACUCAAACAAGGCAACACCAAAGCUGUCAACGGUCAGCAGGGCUGGAACCUCGAUCGCAUGAAAUUUCUGCCCAUGGUGGAAAGGGCAUAUGAUGUCAACCCGACGGCCAAAUGGUACGUGUUCCUAGAAUCUGAUACCUACUACGUCUGGGAUAAUCUCUUCCGGUUGCUGGAUCAAUUCGACCCGACGGUUCCGUUGUAUUUUGGUUCUCCAUCGCCGGGGAAGCCUACGGCGGAGGAAACGACGUGGUUCGCGUACGGAGGUUCUGGAUUUAUUAUUUCGGCUGCUGCAAUGCAGAAACUCGUUUAUCGAAAGACGGGGGCUUAUGGAGAAUACAUCCAGCCGUCGCUGAGUGCGCAAUAUGAGGAUAUAAUCAGGGGCACUGACUGUGGCGACACAGUGAUUGGUUGGGCAUUGUAUGAGAAGGGUGUGAAGUUGUCAGGCUUAUGGCCCAUGUUCAACGCACAUGCUCUUCAUAGCAUUCCAUUCGACGAGAUGCAUUGGUGCCGUCCAGUGAUCAGUAUGCAUAAGACAAAGUUGGCGGACAUGGAAGGAUUAACAAAAUGGGAAAAUGGACGGGAUCGGACGUACCCCCUGUUGUACGCCGACCUCUUCAACUACACCGGAAUGGGAACAUUCGACCAACGACCCGACUGGGACAACGCAGAUUGGGGAGGAUGGCAAGAACCCCCCGAGUCAUCAGCUCACACUUCAUUCGAGGCUUGCGGUAAAGCCUGCCAUGGCAAUGCAGACUGUCUCUCGUACACUUAUAGUUCAUCCGGGCAUUGCUUCUUUAUCCGGUCCAUGCGGCUGGGAGACAAGAGGCCGGUCAAUCCCGAAGAUCGUCAAACAGCUGGAUGGGACCUGGAGAAGAUGCAAAAAUGGCGGGAGAGUCACCAAUGCGAGAGAGCGCAGUGGGUGAAGCCGAGUCUUAGCCGGAUCUUUUAGCGAUGCAUUGUCAUUGAUUUUCCUUUCUUUGUCUUUUAUAUACCCUUUGGUUGUGAUUAUAUUAUUCUGUUCUACUUCUGCAUAGGAUAGCCCGCAACGGGCUAUAUUGUAUAUCUAGCCAACUCGUUAUAAAAGCAUCAAUACGAUAUCAGCGAUACAG